Otolemur garnettii (small-eared galago) is the source of this 1344-nucleotide messenger RNA. Its product is annotated as nuclear cap-binding protein subunit 1-like. Lineage: Eukaryota; Metazoa; Chordata; Mammalia; Primates; Galagidae. The record is from RefSeq and is a predicted model, not a curated record. Gene Ontology annotation, molecular function: mRNA binding; RNA cap binding; protein binding. The transcript is spliced from 4 exons. Gene Ontology annotation, biological process: regulation of mRNA processing; nuclear-transcribed mRNA catabolic process, nonsense-mediated decay; mRNA export from nucleus. Gene Ontology annotation, cellular component: nucleus; nuclear cap binding complex.
AUGGACUUUCAGCAAAAAGAGUCCCAGAAAAAUGGAAAAGAACUUCUAGCUGAAGAAAAGAUAUCUAUUCCUGAAAAUCUAGAGGACCUGGCUGACCUGACUGUGAAAUGUAAGUGCCGAGCAUCAAAUGCUGGCUCCAACAGUGGACAGCCUCAUGAAAGGAGAAAGACCUCUGAUGCAAAUGAAACUGAAGAUUACUUAGAAUCUUUCAUAUGCAAAGUGGGGGAAAAGAGUGCCUGUUCUUUGGAGAGAAACCUACAGGGCUUAGCCGGGGUUUUAGAAGCUGAACUUCCUAACUAUAAGAGCAACAUCUUGAGGCUUCUUUGUACAGUUGCACGUCUGUUACCUGAGAAGUUGACAAUUUAUACGACAUUAGUUGGACUCCUCAAUGCCAGAAAUUACAACUUUGGUGGAGAAUUUGUAGAAGCUAUGAUUCAUCAACUUAAAGAAUCGCUGAAAGCAAACAAUUAUAAUGAAGCUGUAUAUUUGGUCUGGUUUUUAUCUGAUCUUGUGAAUUGUCAUGUGAUUACUGCCCCAUCAAUGGCAGCUAUGUUUGAAAAUUUGGUGAGCGUAACCCAGGAAGAUGUGUCUCAGGUGCAACGAGACUGGCAUGUGUAUGCAUUUCUGUCAUCUUUGCCCUCGAUUGGAAAGGGCUUAUAUGGAAAGAAAGACGCAGAGAUGGACCGCAUCUCUGCCAACACUGAAAGCUAUCUUAAAAGAUGCCAAAAGACUCAUGUGCCUGUGUUACAAGUAUGGACUGCGGAUAAACCACAUCCACAAGAAGAGUAUUUAGAUAGCCUGUGAACUCAGACUCAGAAAUUGAAAAAGGAUCACUGGCAGGAACGGCACAUCCUGAGACCUUAUCUUGCCUUUGCAGCAUCCUGUGUGAAGCACAACCUGCCCCCUUUUACACCACCUCCUCACACUGAUGAUUCAGUGUACCUGAUGCCAACGGUCGUCUUCAGAAUACUUGAUGACACAGAUGAUCCUGAGUGUCCUGUUAUGCCCGGAAGUCAUUCAGUGGGAAGAUUUGCAAUAGAAGAGAGUCUUCACUGCAUCAUUACGUCUCAUUGGGAGGAAAGGAAGACUUGUGCCACACAACUAGUGAGCUAUCCCAGGAAGAACAAGAUCCCCUUGAACUACCACAUGGCUGAGGUGAUUUUUGCAGAGCUUUUUCAACUCCCAGCACUCCCUCACAUUGAUGUGAUAUAUACUACAUUUCUCACUGAACUGUGCAAACAUCAACCUAGCUCUCUACCCAGAGUUCUUGCACAGGCAACUGAAAUAUUAUACAUUACUGAGGAGUAUGUCAAUCAAAGAACAUCAGUGAACACUGGUUUCUGA